Ilex paraguariensis (yerba mate) is the source of this 769-nucleotide messenger RNA. Lineage: Eukaryota; Viridiplantae; Streptophyta; Magnoliopsida; Aquifoliales; Aquifoliaceae. The record is from the annotation of a GenBank genome assembly.
UCUCUCUCUCUCUCUCUCUCUCUCUCUCUCUCUCGUGCGCGCUCUAUGUCAACCGUCCACUUUUUAUCUGUCAACCCUCUUACCGUGUCUUACACUAUAUAAGCUUGCCAAUAUAUGUGGGAGUACGAGGCAAUGUGAGUUGAUCAAAAGAAAAAAAAAACAAUGGCUAAUCUCAGAUCCAGCCGUAAGAAAAAGAAUGGCCUUUUCAAGCUUAAGAUAGUGGCAGAGAAGCUGCAAAGAAGUUUUCUCUUUGGAACGAAAUCUUCUGGUGAUACCGAUGAGUUUGAAGAAAUCAGCGACUCAAACAACGUGCCAGACGACGUCAAGGAAGGGCACUUCGCUGUGAUUGCAGUGGACGACGAUGAACUCAAGAGAUUCAUCGUUCCAUUGAGUUAUCUUACACACCCAUUGUUCUUAAGACUCUUGGAGCAAGCAGCAGAAGAGUAUGGUUUCGAUCAUGAGGGUGCACUAACGAUCCCCUGUCGGCCGAGCGAGCUCGAGAGGAUGUUGUCUGAGCAAUAGGUGGAGCAGAGAGACUGCAAUGGUGGCGUAAACUGGGGUUCCUGUAAAACUGUGGUGAAGAGCUGUUGAAUACAACGUGUGAAUUACUGAUGUUUUUGUGGACUCUACCUUGAAAUCUCCAUUAAUGUGUUUGUUUUCUCUAUUUCUUUCUUUCGAGAUUUUGUAUGAUAUCAUUAGAAUCCCCCUUUAGUUGCAUGUAUUGACCCAUAAGACACCAAAAAUGGGAUCAAAUUAAGACACUAAUGUU